ACCUGGCACGUGCACGAUGUAAUGUUGCUUGCAAACACUACAAGAUAAUUCGCUAAAAUGACCAAGAAAAAGAGUAAAGUAAUUCGUUCCAUGAAAGCUAAACAGAGCGAGGGACAAGAGGAAGACUACAGAAAAGCCCCACAUUCUUUUGUGUUUCACAGAGGUCAUGUCGGUAAAAAUAUUCUUCAACUUAUCAAAGACAUGCGCCAUGUGAUGGAGCCCUACACAGCCUCACGACUUCAGGUCAGAAAGAAGAAUGUGUUAAAAGACUUUGUCAGUAUAGCUGGUGAUUUAGGAGUGUCACAUUUUUUAAUAUAUACAAAAUCAGAGAUAAAUGUUCACCUUCGAGUGUGUCGAUUAUCAAGGGGACCAACAUUAACUUUCAGAGUGAAAGAAUACACACUGUGUAAAGAUGUUGUGUCUUCCCUGAAAAAGCCAAAUGUGGACCCCAAACAGUUCAAUCACCAUCCAUUAUUAGUGAUGAACAAUUUUAGUGGAGAAGAAAUGCACCUGAAGUUGAUGUCCACAAUGUUUCAGAACAUGUUCCCUUCAAUAAACAUUAACAAGGUAAAUUUGAAUAACAUAAAGAGAUGUGUGAUGUUGAAUUACAACAGUGAAGAUAAAACAAUUGACUUCAGACACUAUAAUGUGAAGGUUGUACCAGUGGGGCUCAGUAAAGGGGUCAAGAAGUUAAUUAAAGCAGAAGUUCCCGACCUUAGUCGCUACAAUGAUGUCUGUGAUUUUAUAACAAAGGGAGGUAACCUGUCAGAGAGUGAAGCAGAACUAGAUGGAGAACAUAAUGAAGUGGUCUUACCGCAAGACAUCAGAAGUAGGGGCAACAUUAAAGCUGCUAAAAGUGCCAUCAGAUUGACAGAGAUUGGUCCCCGUAUGACGUUACAGCUGCUGAAGAUAGAGGAUGGCGUGUGUCAGGGGGAAGUCAUGUUCCACAAACUGGUCAUCAAAUCUGAAAAAGACCUCAAGGAUCUAAAAGCUCUGAGGGAUUCCAAGAGGAAGUUGAAAGAAUUACGCAAGAAACAACAAGCUGAGAAUGUCGAAAAGAAGAAACUUAAGACUGAGGAACACAAACAAAAAUCUCUGGAGGGAAUGAAGAGGAGGAGAGGGGAGGAGGAUGUAGAGGAGUCAGAGCUGGGAGUUGAUUCAGAUGAUGAUGAUGAGGUUGAAGAAGAUGAUGAUGAUGCAGCAUACUAUGAACAGGAAGUUGGGGAAGCCCCUGAUCCAG
Saccostrea cuccullata (small rock oyster) is the source of this 1240-nucleotide messenger RNA. Its product is annotated as suppressor of SWI4 1 homolog. Gene Ontology annotation, biological process: rRNA processing; ribosomal large subunit assembly. Gene Ontology annotation, cellular component: preribosome, large subunit precursor. The transcript has 9 exons. The annotation marks the transcript as partial. The record is from RefSeq and is a predicted model, not a curated record. NCBI's taxonomy places the organism in Eukaryota, Metazoa, Mollusca, Bivalvia, Ostreida, Ostreidae. Gene Ontology annotation, molecular function: rRNA binding.